AUGCUCUUCGACCUCAAAUCCAUCGUCGUCUACGGACUGGUGGCCCUGGCCCAUGCCUCUCCCCUCCCGGAGCUGAGCAAGCGUGCCAAACUCAGCGACUUCCAAUGCCCCGACGGCACCACCCUGUCUGAGCAUGACAUCCGCGAGGCUCUUCACGAGUGCCAAAGACACAAUGACGGCUCCAUCGGCAAGUACCCGGCCUACUUUGGCAACAAGAGCAACAACCAGAAGGUAUUCAAUAACAUCCCCGAUGGCACCGAUCUGCGGGAGUUCCCCAUCAUUGUGGGUGGAAAGUAUACCGGCGGUGUACCUGGCGCGUACCGUGUGGUUACAGACUACAAGGAUAACCGUGGUGACUUCCGCGGUGUGAUGCAGCAUACCGGCGCAACCGCCGGCGGUGCCUAUACGGCCUGCACGCGCGUUGCAAACACCAAGCGUGAGCCUGUCGAAGAGAAAGAGGAGAACGGUAACGAGGAGCGCAGCGUCCAGAUGACUGAGACCGAGAUCCCCGAGGACUCCACCGAUAACACUGUCAACGACCUGGCCACCCGUGCUAAGAAGAAGAAGGUCGGUAGCGCUACCUGCUCCGACGGCGUCACGCUCUCUAAGGACUCUGUCGGUAAUGCGUUCAAGGAGUGCAAAAAGCACAAUGACUAUGGUGUCGGCGGCUACCCGCACAAAUUUGGUAACAAGAGCGGUAACGGCCAGGUCUUUGCGGGUGUCACCAAGGACCUGCGCGAGUAUCCUAUUGUUGAAGGUGGAACUUGGACUAGCGGCUCACCCGGCAAGUACCGUGUUGUCACUGACUACAAAAACAACUUUGUUGGAGUGAUGGUUGAAGAUGCUGGUGCUUCUUUCACCCGUUGCACUGUACACGAUGAUUAG
Molecule: messenger RNA, 885 nt
Organism: Penicillium expansum
Lineage: Eukaryota; Fungi; Ascomycota; Eurotiomycetes; Eurotiales; Aspergillaceae
Product: putative extracellular guanyl-specific ribonuclease
Exons: 3
Coding region: 1-885 (294 amino acids)
Molecular function (GO): RNA nuclease activity; RNA binding
Source: RefSeq, a predicted model, not a curated record